AUGGCCGACACCCGAACGCUGCGCAUUGUUACCGCUGCGACUUUCUUGCCUGCGUUUCCCCUCUGUAUCGCGCACGGCGUCGUCUCAGGCAGCCCCGCCCCCGCGGUCGGCCUGGUGCCGCUCGCCUUCUCAGCCGGCGCAGGUAUUUUUCUAAAUUUGCGGCAGUCUAGGAGUAAGCAGACACCCUCAGAACCGGAGCCGGAAUUGGAACAAGGGGGUACCGAAGAGAGUGCUCUAGAACAAGAAUAUGAACGAGGACCAGAGACGGAAGACACGCAGCAGAGCCGAGAGGCCUCUGAUGCGCCCACCCCAGCUCCAGCGCCGAAAUCGACUCAGGCCCACCCCAUCCUCGUUUUCGCCGUCGAUACGAUCCUUGCUGCAGCACUUAUGGUAGUCCUGGUGUUCACAUGGAUCGAUUCCAGCGGUAGCAGCACUAACAGUGCCGAAUCGGCCAUGCUAGCCGCAUACGCGACUAUUCCACUAUUGAUUAAUUUCUUGAUCCAUCUCUUCCUAGCGGUACGCGAAUUCUCUCGCGGCCUCGCAAUCCCGGGGCUGACGCAAUACCUCGCGUGGCAGGCUGUUCCGCCCGAUUGUCCCAACUGCGGACACCAACUACGACCAGAUGCUCCUCCUAGCCUGCCGUGGCUCGAAGAGGCGUCGCUACCGAGGCCGAGCCUCAAGGUUAAGGCUGUGAAGUGGAAGUUACCAGCAAUCCCGAAGGUGAAGGUGAAGGUGAGGGCGCCGCAAUGGAAGACGCCAGCUUGGUUCAAGAAUCGUGGCGAACGCGGGUACGCGCCCUUGUUCGUUUCUACCGAUCGCGACGACGAGGAAGAGACUACUACGCCGAUUGCCCCGUACAGAGACGACCCCGAAGUAGGCGAGCCGUCUACUCGGCUUGAGGACCCCGAGACGCCGGAGCCCGAAGUGAUUGAUAUCGUGGGUAAGAAGAGCAAGAGGUUGGGGAGAAACUCUUCGUCGUCUCCCUCGACCUAA
Daldinia vernicosa is the source of this 993-nucleotide messenger RNA. RefSeq lists its product as uncharacterized. The record is from RefSeq and is a predicted model, not a curated record. Bases 1 to 993 code for a protein of 330 amino acids. The transcript is spliced from 2 exons. Lineage: Eukaryota; Fungi; Ascomycota; Sordariomycetes; Xylariales; Hypoxylaceae.